Molecule: messenger RNA, 792 nt
Organism: Hibiscus syriacus
Lineage: Eukaryota; Viridiplantae; Streptophyta; Magnoliopsida; Malvales; Malvaceae
Exons: 4
Coding region: 1-792 (263 amino acids)
Biological process (GO): aromatic amino acid biosynthetic process
Molecular function (GO): 3-dehydroquinate synthase activity; oxidoreductase activity
Source: RefSeq, a predicted model, not a curated record
AUGGGUAUAAAUGGACAACAAGGGCAUGUCCACGAAUCCCUUUCUCCCUCCGGUAUGGGUCUUUUUAUCAGAUUUAGAGGACAACGCAAGUACUGUCCGUCGCUGUCCAGGUUCAGCAGGCGUCUAAAGGCGAAAGAAUCAAAACUGGGGAACGACCUUAGUUCCCCAGGCUCUGUAAACGUCCCUAAGCAUGUUGUCAUAGUUAUGGAUGGCCUCAAGGAGUUCACCACCCAGCUACUCGAGUGGGUGCUUGAAAACAUCAGUGCCUCCGGUCACAUCGUCACCCUCUUGGGUUUCAUGCCGUGGUUGAACAUCCCCUUGUCUUCGAAGACCUGGCAGGAUGUAUGGAUGCUGGAGUUUGAGCACUUAACUUUACUAAGAGAAAGAAACGAGUGGAAGAAUGAUGCCAAAUAUCUGAAGCUGCAAGCAGUGCUUAACCUUUGCAGAGACCAUGGGGUUAUGCUACAAAAGGAAAUUGUAAUGGGUUAUCCUUUACCAUCGCUUGUUGUGGAAAGGAUCAUUAGUCAUCGAGCCACUUGGGUAGUUUUCAACAAUGACCGAUAUUUGAGAAAAAACAGGGUCUACUUUACUAAGAAAAUACCCUGCAACAUGGUGAUGAUGAGUGAGGAAGGGGACAUGGACAUGAUCAAAGGGCGUCCAAUGAUCGAUAACGGAGAGAACACGCCGUGCGAGUCUCCGGCCUGUUUGGUGCCUACUCCAUUGCUUAUAUGUUCUGAACCAUUGAAACGAAUCCUGGAGGAGCAAGAGCUGCAGAAAUACGAUGAUGAUUAG